AUGGUGGGUGGUGGCUAUAUAGAUAACCAAAAGAAGAAGAACAGUGAAUCAUCACUACAGUUCAAGAGUAUUAUAAAUAAUCGGUAUCUCCGAACAAAGAUAUUCAAUCAUGUCAACCAUAUUCAUCAAGCAAUAGUUGAUAGAUAUUUCAUUGGACGUAAACAUCAAAAGGGAUUAACAUUGAUAGUAAAGAUAUCUCAAGUGAUAUCAUUACAAGAGUUUAUUAGAAUCAAUAGAUCUGACUUGUUUAUUGAUCAUUUCGAUAGAGUAUAUGAUACAAUCAAACUUGGUUGUAAAGAUGAUAAUGUCAUAUUGGAUCAUGAUAUUGUAUUUAGAGAUUUAUUGGGUGUGAUUAUUGAUAAUAAUGAUUCGAUUUCAUUGGAGUUUAUGUUGAAUAGAUUCUCAUUUACUCUUCAAACUAUUAUAAUCUGGUUACCAUUUUCCAACAAUUUCCUCCCGACAUUAACAUCAACAUCAACAUCAACAACAACAACAACAAUCACGAUUGAUCGAAAAGAAUAUUUAUAA
Cavenderia fasciculata is the source of this 528-nucleotide messenger RNA. RefSeq lists its product as uncharacterized. The record is from RefSeq and is a predicted model, not a curated record. NCBI's taxonomy places the organism in Eukaryota, Evosea, Eumycetozoa, Acytosteliales, Cavenderiaceae. The transcript has 2 exons. Bases 1 to 528 code for a protein of 175 amino acids.